ACCUCCAGUUUCAGCCCUGCCCUCUGCCUCUCAAUCGGUAAGAGACGCCCAGCCCCAGCAAUUGGAUUGGGCAGCCUGUCUUGACACACCACUGUGCUGAGUGCUUGAGGACGUGUUUCAACAGAUGGUUGGGGUUAGUGUGUGUCAUCACAUUCGAGUGGGGAUUAAGAGAAGGAAGGCUGCCUGGCUGGAGCUGUGUGGUCUUCUCCAAGGGAGAGUUGCAGGCAAUAGAACUACUUGGCUUUGGGAAGAAGAGGACGAAUUCGUUUGCAGCAGCCACAAGAAAAGCAGUUGGCUCAGCUACCGAAGGCCACCCACCACCAACUGAAGAGAGUGAAUUCAGCCAAUGACAUGCAGCUUCUUCAAGGCAGAAUAAUUGCAGAAAAUCUUCAAAGGACUCCAUCUACAUGUUCUGAAUACCUCUGAACCUAGAAAUUGAUAUUUUCAACCAGGACACCUAAUUCAAGACCUCCAGAAAGCAGGAGACUGAGACGUUUUGUCAACGUUGCGACACUGGACCAAAUACAAUGAAGUAUUCUUGCUGCGCGCUGGUGCUGGCUGUGUUGGGCACAGAAUUGCUGGGCAGCCUAUGCUCGACGAUGAGGUCCCCGAGAUUCAGGGGCCGCUUGCAGCAGGAACGGAAAAACAUCCGACCCAACAUUAUUCUUGUGCUCACGGAUGAUCAAGACGUGGAGCUGGGGUCCCUGCAGGUCAUGAAUAAAACCAGGAAGAUUAUGGAACACGGAGGGGCCACCUUCACCAAUGCCUUUGUGACCACACCCAUGUGCUGCCCGUCCCGGUCGUCCAUGCUCACGGGGAAGUAUGUGCACAACCACAAUGUCUACACCAACAAUGAGAACUGCUCUUCCCCAUCGUGGCAGGCCAUGCAUGAGCCUCGGACUUUCGCUGUAUAUCUUAACAACACUGGCUAUCGAACAGCCUUUUUUGGAAAAUACCUCAAUGAGUAUAAUGGCAGCUACAUCCCUCCUGGGUGGCGAGAAUGGCUUGGAUUAAUCAAGAAUUCUCGUUUCUAUAAUUACACUGUUUGUCGCAAUGGCAUCAAAGAAAAGCAUGGAUUUGAUUAUGCAAAGGACUACUUCACAGACUUAAUCACUAACGAGAGCAUUAAUUACUUCAAAAUGUCUAAGAGAAUGUAUCCCCAUAGGCCCAUUAUGAUGGUGAUCAGCCACGCUGCGCCCCACGGCCCUGAGGACUCGGCCCCACAGUUUUCAAAACUGUACCCCAAUGCCUCCCAACACAUAACUCCCAGUUAUAAUUAUGCACCAAAUAUGGAUAAACACUGGAUUAUGCAGUACACAGGACCCAUGCUGCCCAUCCACAUGGAAUUCACCAAUGUCCUACAGCGCAAAAGGCUUCAGACUUUGAUGUCAGUGGAUGAUUCUGUCGAACGGCUGUAUAAUAUGCUUGUGGAGACGGGGGAGCUGGAGAACACUUACAUCAUCUAUACUGCUGACCACGGUUACCAUAUUGGGCAGUUUGGACUGGUCAAGGGGAAAUCCAUGCCAUAUGACUUUGAUAUUCGUGUGCCUUUCUUUAUUCGUGGUCCAAGUGUAGAACCAGGAUCAAUAGUCCCUCAGAUAGUUCUCAACAUCGACCUGGCCCCCACCAUCCUGGAUAUCGCUGGCCUCGACACACCUGCUGAUGUGGACGGCAAGUCUGUCCUCAAACUUCUGGACCUGGAAAAGCCAGGUAACAGGUUUCGAACAAACAAGAAGGCCAAAAUUUGGCGUGAUACAUUCCUAGUGGAAAGAGGCAAAUUUCUACGUAAGAAGGAAGAAUCCAGCAAGAAUAUCCAACAGUCCAAUCACUUGCCCAAAUAUGAGAGGGUCAAAGAGCUGUGCCAGCAGGCCAGGUACCAGACAGCCUGUGAACAACCUGGGCAGAAGUGGCAGUGCAUCCAAGAUCCAUCUGGCAAGCUGCGGAUCCACAAGUGCAAGGGACCCAGUGACCUGCUCACGGUCCGGCAGAGCACGCGUAACCUCUACUCUCGUGGCUUCCACGACAAGGACAAAGAGUGCAGCUGCAGGGAGUCUGGUUAUCGCGCCAGCAGGAGCCAGAGGAAGAGUCAACGGCAGUUCCUGAGAAACCAGGGCACUCCAAAGUACAAGCCCAGGUUUGUCCAUACUCGGCAGACACGUUCCUUAUCCGUGGAAUUUGAAGGCGAAAUCUAUGACAUCAAUCUGGAAGAAGAGGAAUUGCAAGUGUUGCAACCGAGAAACAUUGCGAAGCGCCACGAUGAAGGCCACAGAGGGCUGCGAGGCCGCCAGGCGGGCAGCGGUGGCAACGGGGCCGGGAUGCUGGCAGAGAGCAGCAAUGCUGUGGGCCCGCCCACCACUGUGCGAGUGACACACAAGUGUUUUAUUCUUCCAAAUGACACAAUCCAUUGUGAGAGAGAACUGUACCAAUCAGCCAGAGCCUGGAAGGACCAUAAGGCAUAUAUUGACAAAGAGAUUGAAGCUCUACAAGAUAAAAUCAAGAAUUUAAGAGAAGUGAGAGGACACCUGAAGAGAAGGAAGCCUGAGGAGUGUGGCUGCGGUAAACAGAGCUAUUAUAAUAAAGAGAAAGGCGUAAAAAAGCAAGAGAAAUUAAAGAGCCAUCUUCACCCAUUCAAGGAGGCUGCCCAGGAAGUAGACAGCAAACUGCAGCUUUUCAAGGAGAAUCGUCGGAGGAAGAAGGAGAGGAAGGAGAAGAAACGCCAGAGGAAGGGAGAGGAGUGCAGCCUGCCUGGCCUCACCUGCUUCACGCACGACAACAACCACUGGCAGACGGCCCCGUUCUGGAACCUGGGAUCGUUCUGUGCUUGCACGAGUUCUAACAAUAACACCUACUGGUGUUUGCGUACAGUCAAUGAGACACAUAACUUUCUCUUCUGCGAGUUCGCCACUGGCUUUUUGGAGUAUUUCGACAUGAACACAGAUCCUUAUCAGCUCACAAACACAGUGCACACAGUAGAACGGGGAGUUUUGAAUCAGCUGCAUGUACAACUGAUGGAGCUCCGAAGUUGUCAAGGGUACAAGCAAUGCAACCCAAGACCGAAGGGCCUUGACAUUGAGGACAAUUAUGGGAUGGAUGGGAAGGUUAGUCUUCCCAGUCUCCCUGCCAACACCGACUGGCAAGGUCUGGAGGAUUUAUACCGUGUGAAUGAAAGCAUCUACGAGGACAGACAGAACUAUAGACUUAGUCUGGCUGACUGGACUAAUUACUUGAAGGAUGUAGAUAGAGUAUUUGCACUGCUGAACAGUCACCACGGGCAAAAUAAAGCAAACAAGACUCAAGCUGCACAAAGCGAUGGGGCCCCGGUCGGCUCUGCUGAGCUGCCCGCGCCAGUGGAGAUGUCAGAUGCAGACCCAAGUCACACAGCGCCUCAUUUGACCUUGCCAGCCGACCUUCGAACCCUGCAUUUGGACCAGCCAACAUUAAACCCAGAGGGUAAACUUGAAUGGAAUAACGACAUUCCAGAAGCGAGUCCUUUGAAUUCUGAACACUGGAGCAAUCGUCAAACUGAAAACUGGGUGGAGCAUGAAGACAUCAGUCAUCUUGAGACCGGGGCCAGUGGCAAUGGCUUGACAGAGCUGAUGCUCCAGCCCGGCCCCAGGCUGCAGCCACUUAGUGGGUAUAAGAAAGACCCUCCCCAGGAGGGUGGCCCAGAAGAUGAUGUUUUUGAAGAUCAGCUGUAUCUUCCUGUGCAUUUUGAUAGAACCCUUGUCCAUCAGACCGUCAAUGCAGCCACCAUGGAGCAACCUAUGAAUUCCAGCCUAGUGGAGAGGAUGUUGACCACAGUGGAGAAGAAUUCCACCAUGGACAGCUCACCGCAUCUGGAAGGCAGUGCCUCCUCUCCACUCUUCUCUGGUUAGAUGAAAUUAUGACCUUCCCCUAAACACAGUAUUUCCUUUUCACUUUUUAUUAGUAAACUGAUAGCAGCAAUCAUUACUGCCAACAUUCCUAGCUACCCUGAGUCCAUUUGUGCCACAAAAUUAAGGCACAUGUGAGCAAACGAGAUGCACACAUGGACUCAUUGUUGUAGUUCACUAUUUGCCAAGAGUAGAAAGAAAGGGUGGGAGGUUUUUGUUUUGUUUGUGUUGUUCGGUACUAAAACAGUAUUAUCUUUUGAACAUUGUAGGGACAUAUAUAUACACAACAUAUAUAUAUGUUGUCCAAUCAAGAUGGCUAGAAUUGUGCCUUUCCAAGUUUCUAAAACUUGACAUCCUCUGUGAAUUUUUCAACAUACACUUUCACUGCCUGCAGGAUGAAGUUUUGAGUCCAUUGUAACCACUGGAAGUUUUCAGUGCCAUUAUUUUUGAUUCAGUGAUUUUGCACUUUGAGAUUGAAAUGCCGUACCUAUUGGGUGAGUCUUACCAUUUUUUGCAGGCUGAUCACCAUCGUGUUGCUUGCUCUGCCUGUGACCAAGUCAAAUAGAACCUCAAGGAUGACACACAGUAUGGAACACAUAUUGUUGAAUACACGCUUUGCCAGAAAAUAUUGCAUGUGUUUUACCUCGACUUUGCUAAAACUGAUUAGCAGAAAGGCAUGGCUAAUAAUGUUGGUGGUCAAAACAAAUAAAUAAAUAAGUGGACAAAACAAAGAUUGCCUGCUCUGUCUAUGCCUAGUCGCAAGUUGUUCAUCCCGUUACUUAAGACUGCUAAAUCUAGAUUCUUUUCUUGCCAAGAGAAAGAGGACUGAAGACCUUUUAUUUUCAUCUUUAAUUUUGUUUUCUUGGCCUGGUUAAUAAGCUUAAGUGUUGAGAAAACAUGUUUUGCUUUGAAUUUAUAUAAAGAGUUUCUUUCAGCAAAAUCAAAUCAUGAAUGUUUCAUAAUUAAACCAACCAUAAGGGAGCUUCAUUUCGUAACAUUGUGUUGUAAGAAUAUUUUUAAGGUCUUCUCCAUGUUUUGAGAGUUCAAAAGGACAUAAUUCAAAACUGUAUUUGAAAAUCUGUAUUCCUGCAAAUAUUCUUGUUUUGUAUUAUUAGAGUUUUAAAUAACAGCAAAAGGAUUACCUCAUUGAGAGUACCCUAUUCAACUAACUUCCCAAAAAGAUUUUUUUGCUUAACCUAACAGUGGUUUUUAUUUUUAGAUCAUUCAAGUGCUUAGGUAAAUUAUGCUUUCCUCAAGUGUUAAGGUAAACUCUUCUAAAGGAAAUUUAAUAUGUUCUAGUUGACUCUUUGGUAACUUUAAGGUUUUAUCACAGACUGUACAUAUGUUAAAAUUAACUAGCUCUUUAUCAGAUGUGUGUGUCACCGGCUGAAUGACAGAAUAAACAUAUUUAUGGUCGUGAAUGAUGUGCUUUGUAAAAAGAUUUCAAGUUAUUAGGAAGCAUACUGUGUUUUUUUAAAAUCUUGUAUAAUACUCUGUAAUACUUUUAUAGAACAAUUCUGGCUUCAGGAAAGUCCAGAAGCAAUAUUUCUUGAAAUAAAAGGUGUUUAAACUACCUGUUUCAGAGAA
Molecule: messenger RNA, 5459 nt
Organism: Lepus europaeus (European hare)
Lineage: Eukaryota; Metazoa; Chordata; Mammalia; Lagomorpha; Leporidae
Gene: SULF1
Product: sulfatase 1
Exons: 21
Coding region: 528-3875 (1115 amino acids)
Cellular component (GO): Golgi apparatus; cell surface; plasma membrane
Molecular function (GO): calcium ion binding; N-acetylglucosamine-6-sulfatase activity; glycosaminoglycan binding
Source: RefSeq, a predicted model, not a curated record